This is a messenger RNA of Nematocida parisii ERTm1, 2071 nucleotides long. RefSeq lists its product as uncharacterized. The transcript has a single exon. Lineage: Eukaryota; Fungi; Microsporidia. The record is from RefSeq and is a predicted model, not a curated record. Bases 1 to 2037 code for a protein of 678 amino acids.
AUGUAUUGUGUAAAUAUUGACAGAUUCAAAGAAGACUCUUUUCACAUACAAGAGUACUUAGAAGAAGUAUACGACCAGUGUACAAAGCAAGAAAAUGUCUCUUGUGAUUUUAUCAUAGCAGAGCUUCAUAAAAUAAAGGAGGCUUUAGUCUAUAAAGAAGAAGAGAUAAAAGAUAAAAAAAUAUACUUCUCAGGGAAAGAAAGAAUAGAAGAACUAGGCGGGGUUCUCUCUUCUGUUGUUCUUUCGUCUGAAAGCCUUGAGUUCAUGCGAAUUAUGGAUGACUAUGAGAAAAUUAAAAAAAAGGGGAGGUACAUGGAAUACUGCAUUCUAGCAGAAGAAGAUGCACUUUUAGACCGGAUUGGCGAGAGCCAGUCCUUAUUAGAAAUAUCUGAAUUUUUGCAAGUACUGCUGGAUGCGGCUUCUGUUGCUCCUCCUUCUAAAAAAAGCAAUACCAGUGUGCUGGGCAGUAUUUCCAAUGUAUUUGAGUCUGUUAUUGGUAAUAAGCCAGAAGAAGAAUCGCCAAACCAAAGAAAGCCAGAUAGUAAGGAGCUGGUGGAUGAGUUUAAUCUUUCCGAGAAAGAGGGCGUGCUUGUUUCUGGCGUGCUGUUAAACCGGCUAAACCAAUAUAAGAAAAGAAUUGUUUCUCUGGCUAAAACCAGCUAUGUCGAUGCGAUUGAGAAGAAUAAUAUAGAUGAUGCAAAAAAAACUGCUGUUCUUUGUUAUACACUUGGACUAAAUACAUACGCAAUUGAUCAUCUUAUAAAGAGCCAGAAACCACUGCCAUAUUCUUCUAUUAUUGUGCCAGAUAUUGACUUGGUAAAAGAGAGCACACUUUCUGAUCUGGUUGAUUAUUUAAAUAAUGUGAAUGACCGAGUAGAAACAACAGUUUAUCUUAUAAAAGACCUACUGAUUAAUAAUCAUUAUAUGAUGAACAAAGAAGAGAACUCUUGUAUUCUGAGCCCUUUAGAGAUGUUUGGACUGAUAAAGAAUCUCUUAAACACCUCCUUCUCUUCUGUUAUAUCUGCUAUAAAUACGAUUGAUGAUCCGGUGGAGUACUUAAUAACAGCAGAAACAAUUAUCUCUCAUAUUUCCUUGCUUAAAGAUAGAAUCUGCUAUAUCAUACCUGGAGUAAAACCACGUUUAAUGAAGCACAGCAUAGUUCAUAUGGUAGAAGAUGAUUUACUUGAGAAGGAGACAGAGUCCAUGCGAAUUAUAUUUAAUGGACUAGUAAAAGCUGUUACCUCUAAUAAAAGUACAUUAAAGUACAAAAUAAAUGGAGAAAAGCUCACUGAGUUAAAAACCCCACUAGAAGCUGUGUUUAGGUACAUGGCAUUCUGUCACAAAGUAUCCAACAGAAGUGUAAAAUUUGGGUAUAGCCACAAGAUAUUAGAGCUUCUGUUCAAUUUCCAGCUACGCGGAUUUACUGCAAUACUAGAUGCUAUUUUUAGUAAGAAAUACAUACCAUAUCUAGGCACUAAAUUACACCUAGACACUUACCUGUGCAUCAAAAAAUACUACAAAAAAGUGUGCAAUCCAGUAAAUGAAGAAUGUGUUUCCAGUGUGGUUAAUAAGCUUAAUCAAAUAGAAAUAACCAGAAACAAGAAUAUUUCUAGCGCAGAAAUGCACUAUUUAAUAUCUAAACUGGAAGCCCCUUUAAAUGCAUACGAUGCACAAGGGACAGUCUCUCUACUCUCUGAAUCCUUCAACUACCUGCCAAGCACUCCUGUAUAUAAAGUCAUAAUAAUUGAGACAGUUGAGAUAUUCUACAUAAAAAUAAAAGAAAGAGUCUACACAAGGACAUCAAUAAAAGAAGUGAAAAAAUCAUUGGAUUACAUAAACAUUCUUUAUAAAUACAGUAAAACACUAAAAACACAAAUUGACAGGAAAUUAAAGCGAUUAAAAGAUUUAUUAGAAGGUGCUCUAGUUGAUGAGUCUGAUCUGUACAGAAUAUUUGACUUAGUAAAAGCAACGAAUGAAGAACAAAAAGUAAUUAAAAGAAUCAGAGAAAGAAUAAGAAGUAAUUCACAAGAAGAAUAAAAGUAUUUCUAUCGCAAUAAAUAGGCAUAACCCA